AAAGGAAAACGAAAAUAGGAAGUGCAGCUUAGAGGGAACCCUUCACCGUCGCCGUUUUUUCCUCCACCACCUGUAAUCCGAACCGCCUCCGCUUCUAACUCCCUGUCCGAAACCCUAACCACUGAUAUAGAGGAUAAAUGAAGAGCGAAGCCGCGUAAAUCGCGAGGGAAAUUGAAGCAAAUAGAGAGGAGAAUUGAGGUGAAGACAGCUGAGCAAGCGAAGACGUUUGUGCGAAGGAGAGAGAAGGAAGGGUGUAGGGAUUUCUAAUUAUCCCAUUCGUGUCCGCGGCUUCAAAAUUUCUUGUCCGAUAGAAGCGUUGCAUUCCAAGCAACGUGAAACAUUCCGAGGGCAUCAAGAAAGGGGUAGGGUUUUGAGGUUUGGGUUAAAGCUCCUCGCUUCGUACAAAGGGGAGGUUGAUCGCAUCUCCUGAGCAUUUGCGGUUCUCUUCCUUGCGUCGGCUUUGCCGACGACUGUUCAAUCUAGGGUUUCACGAAUACCGCUACUUUUGGCUUUCGGCUCCUGUUUUUGUUCAUUACGUGGUUUGGGAUAUUUUCAUGGGUCUGAUGUGGAACGAGAUCGCUGGUUCUUAGGGUUCUUUGUUUCUUCACCGUUGUUUUGGAUUCACCAUGGGUUUGCAGAUGGGGUUUUAAUUAGGGCAGCCCGUGGCUUUUCAGGUAUGGAUUGCCUGUGAUGAAUGUGUAGAGAUUGAGGUAUUAUCUUUUUAAUUCUGGAAGCUGGAAAGAUCCCUUUAGUUUUGUAGCAUCCGUUCAUCAAAACCAUUUGGGUUGUCAGAGGUGCUGGUAUACUUCUGUACAAAGGAGUGUGGAGAAGAAGAGAUAUUGGAUUAAGUUUUUGUUUAUAUGAUAGGGGGAACAACCCAUACUCGCUAGCUACAUUUUUUUUAAGCUUAUAUGAUGAGCCUUCUCUGCAAUGGAACGGAGUGAGCCUACGUUUGUUCCAGAGUGGUAUAAAGUCUCAAACAGCAGUGCGGCAGGCAAUGGCAAUUCAAACCACCAAAGUGGGUUCUCCUUGCAGUCAGAUGAACACAACAAUGGCUUCUCAUCAAGAAGCAGAUUGACAGUGAGUAAUCUUGAUUAUGAUGCUCCUCGCUCAUUGUCUUUCUCGGGGAGAACCUCUUCUUCUUCCCGAAGAAAUUCUACCAGUAAUGGUUACAUUGGACACGAGAAAGAUAUUUCUUCUCGUGCUUACAAUAGUUUUGGAAGAAGCCAUCGUGACAGGGAUAGGGAUAGGGAUCGGGAGAAGGAUCUUGAAAUCCAUGAAAGAGACAAGUCUCUUUUACUGGACAAUGGAUUUGGCGACUAUCCCGAUUUAUUAAUGUAUAGCAAAUCUGAAAAAGAUUCCAUAAGGCGUUCUCAAUCAAUGUUAUCAGGAAGAAAGGCUGAUUCUUGGCUGAAGAGAGCUGGCCAUGAUUCAAGCAAUGGUGUUCAGUCUAUGGGGGACAGGGGAAGAAUUAUUGGCAUCACUAAAUCCUCAUUUGAGAGAGAGUUCCCUUCCCUUGGAGCUGAAGAAAAGCAUGCAGGUUCAGAUGUAAUCAGAGUGUCUUCUCCUGGCCUGAGUACUGCCAUUGAUAAUCUUCCUGUGACUUCUUCAACUAUCAUUGGAGCUGACGGCUGGACAUCUGUACUGGCAGAGGUUCCUAUUGUAGGGAGUAAUCUACAGACUAGUUCUGUGCUGCCACCUACUGCAUCAACUACUUCCACUAGCUUAAAUAUGGCCGAAACAAUUGCUCAGACUCCUGCACGGGCUCGCAUGACGCCCCAAUUACCCAGUGACUCCCAAAAGAUUGAGGAAUUGCAUCGUCUACAAAUUUUGAAGCUCAGACCAGUGACACCAUCCAUGUCAAAAAACUCGGGUGUGAACUUGGCUGAAAAAUCAAAAACAAAAGGUGCAAAGAUGGUUGAAUACAGUACAGCUAAGGUGGGGCAGCAAUUGCCGUCCCAGCUUGUUAAUCAUUCAUUCCGUUCUAAUAUUAAGCCUGAUGUUACUAAGACAUCCCAACUUGGGAAUUUUCACAUUUUGAAUCGGGAAAAGAAUGGAGUUUCUCCUAUUGACAAGGAUAACUUGCAUCCGAGAAAUGGCACCAGAGUUGCCGCCUCACCCAGCGGUAUUCCUCUAGCUGCAAUUCCAUAUCUUAAUGGUAAAGUCUACCCGAAGCUUAACGGGAAGGCCAGUGCUCUGACUUCAAGCUCAUUUGGAGAAAAGAAGCUCCCUUCUCAGGCUCAGAACCGGAAUGACUUCUUCAAUUCUCUCCGAAAGAAAUCAUCUUCUGCUUCUUGCCAAGAAAAUAUCAAUCGGGAUCCAAUGUACAAGGAGAAGUUGGAUGAGGAGCCUUCUGUGGCUGUGGAUGCAGUUUCUGAUAAAGGGAAAGAUGCUUCUUCGUUGAUGCCCACUUUACAGUGUUCAGAGGCGAAUGGCAACUGUUCUGGAAAUCUUAAAGUGAUUGAAGAGCCUGAGAGGUUAGUUCCGGAUGAAGAGGAAGUAGCCUUUCUUCGAUCCCUUGGAUGGGAGGAGAAUGCCAGGGAAGAUGCUUUGACACCUGAAGAGAUUGAGUCUUUCCUUACAGAGUAUGAAAAGAAGAUGCCCGUUUCAAAGCUGAAGAUAGCUAGCUCUUCGGCCAACUUGAGUUCAUCAUCUGAAACAAAAGCGGAAGCUUCAUUUUGCUGAAACACUAUACAGCUUUUAUGGUUUAGAAGUUCUCUUAGUUUUGUGGCUUGACGAAUUUUUUCCUGGUAAACAUGGAGGGAUUGGAAGGAAGAGUCUUGAGUGGAGUACUGGUAAGCUUACUUGUCCUAAACAGUGAGGGAGCUAGUUUUUUCCCCCUCUUUCUUGAGAAUCGAAUGUGAAAAGUGCAAAAUAAGAUGCAGUGCUUUCUGUCCGUUUACCUCCCUUUGUUAGCUUGCCAAAUACAGGGUGCUUUCUCACUGUUUUUGAUUUUUCUGAUAUUUUUUUAUGGCUUUGUUGGGAGUAACAUGAAAGGUAGAUAUUAGGUAUAUUAUCAGGAAAUUGCAUUGCCACAAGUCAUUUUUUUUAACAAGUCCUGUUGUUUUCAUCUUAUUUUUUUAAGUUAUAUCUUUGUUAGCUUGUA
This is a messenger RNA of Dendrobium catenatum, 3106 nucleotides long. RefSeq lists its product as uncharacterized. NCBI's taxonomy places the organism in Eukaryota, Viridiplantae, Streptophyta, Magnoliopsida, Asparagales, Orchidaceae. The coding region runs from base 931 to 2685 and encodes 584 amino acids. The record is from RefSeq and is a predicted model, not a curated record. The transcript has 6 exons.